UGUGAUUGGUGGGGGGCCGACAGGUGGCAGCGCCAGUGGGCCCCUGGAACCCCAGUCUGACACUGAUUCCAAGUAAUGUGAACAGGCAGGUAUUGUUGGGCGAGAGAAGAUUUCUCACUGGGUAAUUCCCACCUAAGGGCAAAGGAGCAGAAAGCUGCAGUGGUUCAAACUCUCCCUAUUCCCGUUACUGAUACAGAUAAAGAACUAUUGGAAACAUGCUGCCUCAUUACAGGUAGCGGUGACAGGUGAACCUCAUACGUGGGCAACAAAAUGCCCCAUCUGCCUGUGCCCUAUUGCCCAUGUACAAGCCCAUAUGCAGGGUUAUUCAGCGCAGCUUGAUUAUAUAAAACAAAUAUUUAUGCUGUAAUCCUGGUAAUAUUCAUACUGUGUUUACAUGCUACUCUAUGUCUGGGCCCUGUAUGAAACCUCCUGCUAUUGUUCUUCUAUACGAAUGCGGCGCGGUUGCUCUGUAAAUACUUAUUACAAAGAGGGUGAAUGGCACUCAUGUAUCCCCUGCAGGUUGCUGCGUAAUUGGGUUUGUUUCUCUGUAGGGUGGGAGAUUUUCCUGAGACUGAAAAGGGGGCAGGCGCAAUUAGGUUAAGCUGAUAAGUACUGAUUGCCCCAUUAUGUAGGCAAACAGAUAGCAGAGUGCAGUGUGUGGGGGGGUGGUCCCCCUGGUCCCAUUAUAUAGAGCGGCGGCUCCUCUGUGUGAGUGUUACAUCUCACUGGCACAAUGAAGCUGUUGGUUUCCUUAUUUUUCUCUCUCCUGCCCUGUGGACAUGGCUACAUCUGGGCUUGGAUGCUGUCAAUGCCCUAUAAUAAUCCAGAGGAUGCUGCUGGACUUUCCAGGAUCUCCACCACCAAAGGACCCACAGUGCAGUGCGAUCAUGACCGCAGCUGUGGGCGGGGCUUAUUCUGCGACCGGCAUUUCGGCCUGUGUGUCGCUCUGCGCCACGAAGGGCAAUACUGUAGGAAGGAUUCACAGUGUGUCCGGGGGCUAGGCUGCAUGUAUGGACGAUGCCAGCGGAUGAUACCAGGCGGUCAUGAGGGAGCCCGAUGCCGGCAAGAUAAGGAUUGCUCCCCAAAUAUGUGCUGUGCCCGACACCACGGGGAGAUGAUCUGUAAGCGCAAACUCCCUCUUGGGGGUAGUUGCUAUGUUCCCGAGGGGGGUCUCGCCUUCAGCAUCAAUCAGCUGUGCCCCUGUGAGGAGGGACUCAUUUGCAGCUCUGUACAUCCCCGGCGAGAGAAAGAAUUUGUUUAUAGUCCUGGCUCGGACUGGAAGUGCUUGGCACCGUGACCCCCCCAACCCACCUAAACCUUGUAAAUACGAUGUAUAUAGCUGUAAAAUAAAGAUGUUUAUUGUUA
Xenopus tropicalis (tropical clawed frog) is the source of this 1365-nucleotide messenger RNA. RefSeq names its product dickkopf x (gene dkkx). The record is from RefSeq and is a predicted model, not a curated record. NCBI's taxonomy places the organism in Eukaryota, Metazoa, Chordata, Amphibia, Anura, Pipidae. Gene Ontology annotation, biological process: negative regulation of Wnt signaling pathway. The transcript is spliced from 4 exons. Gene Ontology annotation, cellular component: extracellular region. Bases 734 to 1297 code for a protein of 187 amino acids.